Nilaparvata lugens (brown planthopper) is the source of this 4224-nucleotide messenger RNA. Its product is annotated as glucose dehydrogenase [FAD, quinone]-like. The transcript is spliced from 5 exons. NCBI's taxonomy places the organism in Eukaryota, Metazoa, Arthropoda, Insecta, Hemiptera, Delphacidae. Bases 518 to 2419 code for a protein of 633 amino acids. Gene Ontology annotation, molecular function: flavin adenine dinucleotide binding; oxidoreductase activity, acting on CH-OH group of donors. The record is from RefSeq and is a predicted model, not a curated record.
ACAAGCUGAAAAAGGAAAAAGAGUAAAGUAGUAGAAGAUGGUAGGAGGGAGAGGAUUGGAGUUGGAGAGAGACUAGCCGUUAGACUUCUUCAGCGACUGGCUAUCAGUUGGAGUAGAGUCUUCAAAGGACGAAGGAGUAACAACGCGACCGCUUGGUGUCUUAUGAGGAAAUACACUGGAGUGAACGACCGCUCAUCACUUAGAUUUGGGAAGAAAAUUUCUGAGGAAGAAAAUUUUGUCGAUCAGCAUGCUUGAUGAUAGAGAGAAGUUCGAAAUGGCCGUUAUUUUCAUGUCAUGAACUAUUAUUGAAAGUGAAUAACCAUCAUUUGUGAGUUCACGUGACCAAUAAGUUAGUUGCCGUUAGAAAGUUGCGACGAUUUUCGUAACAGAUACGUGAUAUUCAUGACAAUUUUUGACACUUGCAACAGCUCAGUUGACGCUCCGAGUUCACUCCACUGACAACUUGGAGGGUACAAGUGUUUUCUCAGUUGCAACAUAGUUUCAGUCAUAGGCCACGAUGAGUAGCGGCCUGGUGAUGCCGGGGGUGGCGGGGGCGGCGGCGGCAGCAGUGAGCACCGCCUCCAGUGUGGCGUGGUUCGCACCGCUCCUGGUGGCGGCACUCGCCUACUUCCACUAUGAGCUGCUCGACCCGGAGUCCCGCCCCAUCGACGUCGACACGCCCCUUCUCUAUCACGAGUAUGACUUCAUUAUAGUCGGCGCCGGAUCUGCUGGUAAUGUGCUUGCCAACCGACUCACGGAAACAGAUUACAGGGUUUUGUUGCUUGAAGCUGGUGGAGACGAGACUGAAAUAUCAGAUGUGCCUCUUCUUGCUGCCUACUUGCAGUUGAGCCAACUUGAUUGGAAAUUCAAGACUGAACCUCAAGGCACUGCAUGUUUAGCGAUGAAGAAUAAUCGGUGUAAUUGGCCGAGAGGGAAAGUGAUAGGUGGCUCGAGUGUGCUGAACUACAUGCUUUACGUGAGAGGCAACAAGAAAGACUACGACCUGUGGGAGUCGUACGGCAACCCAGGCUGGGGGUCGGAGGAGGCGCUCUACUACUUCAAGAAGUCAGAGGACAACCGCAACCCGUACCUGGCGCGUACACCGUACCACUCGACAGGAGGCUACCUGACGGUGCAGGAGGCCCCGUGGCACACGCCACUGGCCAAGGCCUUCCUGGAGGCAGGCCGCGAGAUGGGCUACGAGACGAGGGACAUCAACGGCGAACGCCAGACCGGUUUCAUGAUUGCGCAGGGCACGGUGCGUCGCGGCGCACGCUGCAGCACCGGCAAGGCCUUCCUGCGCCCCGCGCGUCUGCGCAAGAACCUGCACGUCGCCAUGAACGCGCACGUCACGCGCAUUCUAAUCGACCCGCUCACCAAGACCGCCUACGGAGUCGAGUUCUUCAGGGACGACGCCAAGCACACCAUUCGUGCCAGGAAGGAGGUGAUCGUCAGUGGCGGGGCUGUCGGCUCCCCUCAUCUGCUCAUGCUGUCUGGGAUCGGACCCAAGGACCAUCUCACAAAACACAACAUUCCUGUCAUUCAGGACUUGAAAGUAGGCCAAAACUUGCAAGACCAUAUGGGGUUUGGAGGAAUGGUGUUCCAUGUGAACGAGGAGGUGUCACUUGUACAGAAACGGUACGAGAGUGUCAAAGCCAUCCUCCAGUAUGCUACUCUCGGCGAUGGACCGUUGACGGUUCUUGGAGGAGUUGAAGGUUUAGCAUUCAUAAAUACCAAGUACGCCAAUGUGACAGAUGAUUUUCCCGACAUAGAGUUUCACUUUGUGUCCGGUUCUGUCAACUCUGAUGGAGGUCACCAGCUGAGGAAAGCACAUGGAUUGAAGGACAGUUUCUACAAGGAAGUCUACGAGCCUAUCGAGAACAAAGACGUGUGGUCAGCUGUACCCAUGCUACUGCGUCCGCGAAGCAAGGGAUAUUUAGAGCUGCGAAGCUCCAAUCCUUUCGACUAUCCACUCAUCUAUCCGAACUACUUUUUCGACGACCACGAUAUGAAGACGAUGAUAGAGGGCGCGAAGAUUGCAUUAGCGAUGAGUAGAACGAAAGCGUUCCAGAAGUUCGGCAGCAAAAUGCACAACAUCCGAUACCCGGCCUGUCGCCACAUCAUGGUCUACACUGACAAGUACUGGGAGUGCAUGAUUAGGCAUUACUCGAUCACCAUCUACCACCCGAUCGGCACCUGCAAGAUGGGCCCCUACUGGGACCCUGAGGCCGUCGUCGACCCCCAACUCAAGGUCUACGGCAUCAAGGGGCUGCGGGUGGUUGAUGCUUCCAUCAUGCCUACUAUGGUCAGUGGAAAUACUAACGCGCCAGUCAUUAUGAUUGCCGAAAAAGCAGCUGAUCUAAUAAAAGAGGAAUGGCUUGCUGGCAAUGACAGUCAAAUCGAGAACGAGAGGAAAUAGUGAGCUAACAGGGCUUCCUAUCUACUAGCUAGUACUACCUAUUCUACAGAGUGACCCACUGAAGGUGUAACAGCCGAGUACCAUAGAUUCCACAUGAAAUUUGCAACAAAAAAUGUCCAGUAAAAUUUUCUUAUAUCGACCUUAGUUUCCGAGUUAUAUAGAUUUUUAUAAAAAAUAAUUAUAGCACCCUUUGAAAUUAAUGAAAUAAUAGAUUAAGAAUAUUAUAAAUAGAAGAAAGUAGCCCUGAAUUCAUACAUUUUAAUAAGAUUUUUAUAUAUUUUUGAAAAACGUCAAUAACUAGAAGACCAUCAGUGAAAAUCUUAUGAAUAUGGUUGGAAAGGGGAAAAAAUUUCCAAUAAGAUUCAUAUAAUUUGUUCUUUUGUUUGACGUUUUUAUGAGUUGAAGAAAGUACAUUCGUCUAGUUCCACGCCAAAUUUCAAACAGUUUGAACACGCUCAUAAAAAGGUCAAAAACGUCAAACAACAGAACAAAUUGUAUGAAUCUUAUUGGAAAUGUUUUUCUCUUUCCAACCAUAUCCUCAGAAUUAGAUUUUGACUGAUAGUUUUCCAAUUACUGACGUUUUUCAAAAAUAUCGAAAACUAAGGUCGAUAUAAGGUAGUUUUACUAAACAUAUUUUGAUGCAAAUUCCAUGUAGAAUCUAUGGUUUUCAGCGGUUACACAUUCAGUGGGAUACUCUGUAUUCUGCACAGGAAGUCCUGGAGCAAAACGAAUAGCUAUUAAUAAUAAUACAAAAAAGUGGAGAAGGCUAAUGUGCAAUGACAUCAUAAUCAUUGUCAGCCAAAGAAAAUGCCAAAGAGUAGAUAAAUAGGACGACAAUGGCACUUGGUGAAUUUCAAUAGUUGCGACGUGCUAAAUUACUCUAUCGUGUUUAUUGCAAUGUUUGACUAGCAGUCAAAUUUAUAGUGACCUUUGAAAAGCGAGACUGAAAGGAAGAGCAUCGACAAUAACAUAUGAUAAACUUGGAUAAACACUCAGAAAAAAACAGUAGAAAUGAGUGAUAACUUGUGAAAUAUAGAUUAUAAAACUAUCAAUUGUUAAUCUAUGUACAUAAUUGAUAUAAUACUAUGAUUAUUUCCUUUAUCUUAUCAACAGUGAAUACAGUACCUAAUCAAGAACAUUCUUGAUAACUUAAUAAUAUUUGAUUAAUCUAAUCAUUCGUGAAUAGAGUAGGUACCUAAUAUUCUUCAAAAUAGUAAACAGCUAUUUCACAAUAAAAAGUAAACUACUGUAUAUUUAGAGAUGAGCAGAACAUUUGAGAAGUUAAUAAAUGUGGUCUUGUAUAAAUUAGCUCUAAGUAAAUGAACAUUUGAGUAGAAUAAGAUUAGCGGUAUUAAUAUAUUCAUCAUCAGAACAAUUUUGGUUAUUGCUUGACUGAACCCCAUUGUUCAGUUGAACUUCAUUAAAAUAACCAAAGUAAAUAAUAGCCUUUCAAUAAGUAGAAUCAAGGGUCGAAAUGAUACCGCUGUGAAAAUGAAUGACAACUUUAGAAUUUAAAAUACGAUACCGGUGAGUAAAUUUCAAUUUGUAAAAAAUGCAUAAGAAUAGAAUUUGGAUUUAACAAAAGCUUGGAACACUCCAUGUUCAAUUAUAUAUAAAAUUGCAUGAAAAAAGAUAAUAUAAUAUACUAUAGAUUAUGAAAAUAAAAAUUGAAUGUGAAAUUAUUGUGCUAUACGUGCAAAUAGAAUAGCUUUUGAUUCAAUUUUGAAUAAGUUAUAAAGUUGAAUCUUCUUUUAAUGUUUAUAACUAUAUCAUUGUGUAUUAAUAAAGACUGGUAUUGAUUUGUA